Penaeus chinensis is the source of this 6125-nucleotide messenger RNA. RefSeq names its product dynein axonemal heavy chain 6-like. The record is from RefSeq and is a predicted model, not a curated record. Gene Ontology annotation, molecular function: minus-end-directed microtubule motor activity; dynein light intermediate chain binding; dynein intermediate chain binding. Gene Ontology annotation, cellular component: dynein complex. Bases 1 to 5472 code for a protein of 1823 amino acids. Lineage: Eukaryota; Metazoa; Arthropoda; Malacostraca; Decapoda; Penaeidae. Gene Ontology annotation, biological process: microtubule-based movement. The transcript is spliced from 32 exons.
AUGCUUGGCUAUUCGUUGGGGUCACGGAGUCCAGCGCCUUCGGAUGCCUUCCUCGAUUACGCGAACCGGGUGGUCGCCACGCCGGAGCUGCAGGCGGCGCUGACGCUUCUGCCGCAACUGCUCGACGUCACGUGUCCUAUUCUGCUUUAUUCUGAACCGGGCAAUGGUCUGACCACGUUCCUCGACAUUUUCGAACGUCAUCGCGCACCGGCAACACGAGUGAUUCGCUUCCGAUGCACGCCGCUCUCGACGGCCCAGGAACUCUUCUCGUGCAUGAUUGGCGAUCUCCUCCCGUCGACUCCGCCAGCCGACCAAUCAGCGUCCUCCUCCGGCAGCGAUGGGGAAAGUCCGAUUCAUGAUUGUUUGGAUCCCAGCAUGUCACAGAGAGACUCUUUCGAUAACAUUCCGCUUCUUGCUCCGGGUGACGAAGGGUUUUCUCUCUUGAUUUUGGAAGAUGUUCAUCUGCAGCUGGAUACUGGCGGUACACUGGGAACCAUCUGGGAAAUAUUCAGACACAUGGUGGAAUAUGGCGAGGUCGUGUGUCCUUCUUCAGGAACAAGGUAUCGCUUGCAGAGAGUAGUACCCCUCCUGGCGCUCUCCUGCCAUGCCCUUCCCGACCAGCACGUGCCCGCGAGGAUCCUCAGGCACUGCGUGGUCAUGGGCGUCCCAUGCAUCUCGUCGCGGUCUUGUGAACACGUUGUUAAGGUAUCGCUGCAGGACGUGUUAGCGGAACUAGACGAAGAAAAUUUUCAGCCGGACGCUACCAGAGACGUUGUCGUCGAGCUGUACCAAGGGCUCGGCGCGUCGUCACGACCUCAGACGGGCUCACGACCACGAACCGCGUCGAGAACCCGGGCUUCCUCUCGACCGCAAACAGCCUCGCGUUCACGGCCCUCUUCCAGACCCCAAACGGCCUCGCGGUCUCGGGCUUCGUCGAGGCCACGGACCGCUUCGAGACCCCAGACAGCCUCCCGUCCAGCCACGGCAGAGCCCCCGGACGAGGCGACGGAAGGCCCUCUCAGCGGCCCGGCCUCAGACAAGGGCUCGGCCAAAAACUCGUUCGACCUGCCCGACCUGGACACCAGCACGAGCAACGGCAGCCGCCUGGACACAGGCAGGAAGAGCCGCAGCGCCAGUCAUCGCAACACCCUCCCGAACCUACACCACCUCCUGCAGCUGACGGAGGCGCUGCGGAAGAACGCUCGCCUCCUGCAGAUGACACUUGGACAAUCAGCGUCCCUCAUCGCCUUUGAAGCUCGCAGGAUCUUUUCCUCUGUCGUCGAGAGCGAAGAAGAACUCUCCGACAGGGUCUUCAGGAUCGUCAAAAACAAAUUCGAAGAGCUUGAGGAGGGCCUGGCGUGGUGGCCGGGGCAGACGGAGGAAGGCAAGAAGAUGAUGACACACGCAAAAGACUACAACGAGUUCGUAAAAAAUAUCCAGUACCCCGACGGCCUGCAGCAGAUCAUGUUCACACAAACCCAUUUUAUGGCUUUGCUCAAACUCGUGAUCACGAUGGAGACCUUCUGGAGCCACGCUGUUGUGGUCGGGCCGCCUGGGGUGGGCAAACUGUCACUGGUCAAGCUAGCUGCCCAUUAUAACAGGGCAAGAGUCUACCACCUCGACGACUACCGCGACGAAGCCAGCCGUGUGGGAGCGCUGAGGUCGGCUGUGGAGGCCUCUGGAGUGGGAGGUCGGAGGACUGUCGUCGUGGUCAGGGAUCACUCCGUCACUCCCCAGCUCCUCGACGUCCUCCACAGCCUCGCGCACACCGGAUGGAGCGAGACCCUCUUGGGGCGGCUAAGGUUACGAGGUCUUCUAGAAGCUAUCAGGCUCAAGGGGAAGGAGCUCCCUCGCGAGAACAAGUGGAUGACCUACCUGGAGGAGGACGAAGUGACCUCUCUUCGUCACCGCCUCAUCACCAACGUCAAGCGAAACCUCCACGUGUGCCUGGUCUCGCACAGCCGCCACACCUCAGACAGCUGGUGCGAGCGAUACCCUGCCCUCCGAAGCCGCUGGUCCUGGGUGAGGCUCGACAGAUGGGACUCCGACACCCUCCGUCAGGUAGCUAGAAGGAUCCUGGUGCCCUACGACAUCCCUCCGCAUAUCCUGCACCAGAUGCAAGCCGCUCUGCCGAGUAUUCAUUUGAUGCUCGCCAGGGAAAAGGGUGUUACGGUGACGGUGUCUGACUACGUGGAGGCCUGUCGCGUGACGGUGACGCUGCUGGCGAGGCGGCGAACAGAGCUCAGGGAGUCGCUGUCUCUCUUUAAAGGGGGCAUGGAUAAACUGCAAGAAACAGGGGUAAACGUCGAGGAACUAAAAGGCGAGCUGAACGAACUGGAACCCGAGCUGAAGGCGACGCAGGACGAGGGGAACAGGCUGACGCAGGCUCUGGCUCAGCACCGGAAUCAAGUGGCUCAGCUGAGGGACCAGAUGGUGGCGCAGGAGGAGAGGGUGAAGGAGAAGAACGACUGCGUGGCUGCCAUGAACGACGAGAUCACGCAGGAGAUCGGGGAGGCAAUGCCGGCGUUAGAAGCCACGGAGAAAGCUGUCAAGGCCCUCGACAAGAAGGACUUGGUGGAAGUGCGAGUUCUCAACAAGCCCCCCGACCUCGUGCUGGCUGUCAUGGAACCCAUCUGCAUCCUUCUGAACGUCAAGCUCCGCCACUACCUCAAGUGCUACGCAACCGAGCCCAAAACAAACUGGGGACUGGCCAGGCGAGAGGGAACUGGCCGAGUUGCGGGCCGCUUUAGGGAAGCGUGCGGGGGUGCCGCCCGUCAGCAGCUGGACGGGGGCAUUAAGAGGGCCACGGCCACGCAAGAGGGCUUCACAGCGCUGGGCAACACUGAGCUGACCACGGUCCUGGCUUGUGACGAGGAUUCGCGGUGGUCGGCGAAGAUCAAGACCCUGAUGAGCGAAGCCGAGGGCGUCUACGGCGAGUGCACCCUCGGGGGCGUCGCCGUGGCUUACCUGGGGGCGCUGACCUCCUCCCACCGAGACCAGCUUCUGCAGAGCGUCGUCAGCAUCCUCGUCACGAGCGGGGUCGUUACGCCGGCGAAGUACGACCUGAUGGAGACUCUGAGCACCUCCGAGCAGCGAGACACGUGGGAGGCAGCCGACCUGUACCGCGACCCAGCCUGCUUUCUACAGGCCGCCUUGGUCCUCUCUGCUAUAAGGAGACCCCUCGUCCUCGAUCCUGAUCAUAUGUGCGUCCGGUGGCUGACGCGCCUUCACGAAGAGCAAGGAGGUCUCCAGGUCCUACAUGCCGGCGACGAGGACCUACUCAGCAAAGUCCUUUCCGCCGCCCACGCCCGCCGCCCGAUCCUCGUCCUCCACACGCCCACGUACCUCACCUACAACCUCAGAAAACUCCUUGAGGUUCCUAGUCAUCUCCAGACGAGCGACGGUGCACUGCAGGAGGUGGUGAUGAUCCUCGUGACCGGGAGCGCCACCCCCACCCUGCCCCCGGAGCUGUGCGUCCACGUCACCCGCGUGUCCUUCGCUCUCCCGCCGCUCGUCCUCGAAGAGCGUCUCCUCAACGACGUCCUGAAGAUGGAGCGCGAGGACCUGUACGAACAGCGAGCCAGCCUGACGGCGAGCAUCAUGCGCGACCAGAAGGCCCUCGAAGCCGUAGACGACACCAUCCUGAAGAAGCUCACGCAGGCGUCCACCGCGCUGCUUGACAACGAGGAGCUCCUGGCGGCGUUCUACGAGGCCAAGUCGACAUCGGCUGAGUUCCGCACCCGCCUUGCCGAGUGUCGACGGACGCUGCAGAAGAUCGGCAACGUGCGCGACAAGUACCGCCCGGUAGCGACCCGCGGACGUCUCCUCUUCUCGACGUCGACGGCCCUCCGGAGGCUCAGUCGCAACUACGUCUUCUCCUUCCAACACUUUCUUCAUCUGUUCUCCGUGUGCAUCACGUCCGGCGGCCGAACGGAAACCCUGAGCUUCGACCAACGCAUUCACUCGCUGGUCGUGAGCGUCACGCAGCUGGUGGUAACACACGUCAGUCGUGCCCUCCACCCUGCGCACCGCCUGGCCUUCACCACCGCCCUCUGCGCAGCCAUCUCCGCAGACGCCGGCACCCUCACCCCCCCUGCCUGGAGAGCCGUCCUCGACCCCUCGGUGCUGGACGAACGCGCCCUUGUGGAAGCUGUCAUGGCGUUGGAGGUGGAUUUCGGCGGCGUAGGCGAAGAUCUGCUGAAGGGCGUGCGUCUCCAGCUGUCCCUACACGACCUCGUCACGGAGGUGGGACUGACAGGGAGUCGAGGUCCUGCCGAGAUGCCCCGUGGUAGGAUAUCAGACUUUAAUGCCCUGAUGCUCUUAAGGAUAGCCAAGCCCCGUCAGCUGGUGGCAGGAGCACGCGAAGUAGUCAACAUCAUGCUCGGUGACCCUCACCUACUACGACCUGACCUCGCCCUUGGCAAACUGUUAGGCCCAGAGGAGCGGAAAUUACCCGUCUUGGUAUGGGCUGACUACGGGCGUGACGUGGCCGGCGAGGUGAUAGCAGCCGCCCACGCCCGUUCUGUGGCCGGAAUUACUAGGGUUAUCAUGGCUACACCGGCGGAGAAGGCAGGAGAGCUGGAUUCUGUCGGAGUGCCUAACCUUGCCUCGCUUUUAGUGAACUCUGUGCAGCAAGGCGGAUGGAUCAUCGUACAGGGAGCCGAGUCGCCUUCCGUUCUCUCGACCCUCCUCGGUGCUAUGACGUCACUAGGCUCUCCGGAUGUCAAGGUACACGAGGAUUUCCGGUUGGUAGUGACCGUGAGUGUUACCAAGGCCGCGCCCCCUGACCUGACCUUGCUGGCCCGCCCAUUGUACUCCCAGCCCGCGCCCACGAUCCCUGCCACACUCGCUGCAGCCGCCACCCUCAUCAACAUGCACAACUAUCGGCACCAUUACUCGGGGACGAGGUGGCGCCGGGCGGUGUGGCAAGUGGCGGCCGCCCACACCAUUGCUUCGGUCACUCGGCACUGGCACGGGCACCCUCCGCCCCCGCCCGUGCCGCCCACCCACACGCCCAGAACCCAGAUGGCUUCCGGCCCGUCGAGGCCCUCCAGCGCCUCGCCUCUGCCACCCACGCCCACCCUCGAGCUCUUGGACGAGCCCGAGGCCCAGGCCAGCGCGGGACACGUCGGCCUCGACGGCUAUGUCAACCUCGAGGAGCUGACCGGGACCCUCAAGUGCCUCUACAAGCUCUCCCUUGAGUAUGUGCUCGACGAUGAUACUAUCGUGCACUUCCUCGCCGUGGUGUACGGGCAGCAGAAGGCGUGGCAGGAGAUCGUGUGUUCAAUCCCCGGCGAAGUGGGCGUGGUCUCGAAGGAGGCGGCCCAAAGCAUCGUCACCGCCCAUCUCACAGCCUGUCUUCAGGAUCUGCACAAUCUGACGCUGGAUGUGGAAUACAGAGCCUUCCAAGACGACCUGACGACCAUCGCCAGCGACAUCUUUGAGGCUCCCACGUCAGCUCUCGACGAAUAGAUCAUCUUCCAUUGUUUUGUUUAUCUUUUGUUAGUUAUUUUUAUGCUAUUAUCGUUCAUUCAUUGGCGUUCAUGUUCUUUGCAUUUUUGGUUUUAAUUAUUCUUUAUGGAUUUUUAUUUUGUUUCUUUCUUUGUCCUUUUUUUUGUUUUAUUUGUUGUACAUAUUUUUGUUAUUUCAUUAAUGAGGAUGCCAUUGCCUUACCGAUAAUUACUUUGGAAAUUGUUCAUAACAGUUUUUAAAAUUAUUUGUUUACUGAAAUCGACAUUGUUGCAUAGUUAUCUCUCUGUAUAAUAAUUUUGAUUGGGAAAGAUUAUUGUAUAUUUAAACCAAUUAAUUACAACAUUUCAUAUUACAAUUUAAUGUGUAAAUCCUAACCGUUUUUUUUUUUUUUUUUAGCCCACAUCCUUACUAAAAUACUACUUUUAUACCUCUCAUCCCUGCUAUAAUAUCGGUCAGUCGGUCAAAAAAAAUGAUAAUCAUUAAAAAAAAAAAAAAAACUAUGAUUUUUCCUCCCCCACCAAAUGUCUUUUAAACCCCCAUGAAUUUCUGACCUUCGUAAAAAAAAAAAAAAAAAAAAAAAAAAAAAAAAUCAGCCCUCAUAGAAAAAAUAUUUCAGACUCGUGAAAAAAUCCCUGUUAAUGGGCAUAGCUUUA